AUGAAGAGCAGCUUGAUCCCUGCGGCCGACGAGGAGGAGGGGGCGGCCUUGGUGCCGCCUCCAGCAGCCGGCGCGGCCCCGUGCAAGGUUGUCGACGACGACAACACUGCUCUGGGUGUAGAGCGGCAGUCUUCGUCAUCCUCCUCUUCACCAGCAAGAACGAAGAAAACGUGGUGGUGGACGGCGCUUGUGUCGCCGACCAGGGGCGCCGUCGGGAUGGUCAUCGGCGGCCUCGUGGUGCUGGCGAUGCUCGUCGGCACCACAUGGAUCGACCUGGACGCUUCCUUCCUGCCGGGCAACAGCCACGGCAGCAUCAGCCGGCGUGGGCGACAUCCUCCUCGCCGCCACCGCUCAUCACCGCUCGUGCCCAUACCAUUCAGCUGCGGCAAUUCGUCCUCCACGCCACAAUGCCGGCACGGCAUGCCACCACCGUCCCCAACGCCCGAACAGCCCACGGCGCCGCCGCCGUCGUGCCCCGACUACUUCCGGCACAUCCACUCUGACCUCGAGCGGUGGCGCGUCUCCGGGAUCACGAGGGAGGCGGUGGAGCGCGCGCAGCCGAAGGCUGCAUUCCGGCUGACUGUGGUGUCCGGCCGCGCGUACGUGGAGACGUACCACCGUGCGUUCCAGACGCGGGACGUGUUCACGCAGUGGGGCAUCCUGCAGCUGCUCGCCCGCUACCCCGGCCGCGUCCCGGACGUCGACGUCAUGUUCAACCUGGAGGACAUGCCGGAGUUCCGCGCCGCCGACUACCCGGACCCUGCGACCGCGCCGCCGCUCUUCCGUUACUGCAAGGACGGUUCCUCGCUCGAGGUCCUGUGGCCUGACUGGUCCUUCUGGGGCUGGUCCGAGGUGAACAUCCGCCCGUGGGCGCCGCUCGUCGAGGAGGUCGGCGAGGAGAACACGCGCCUCCCGUGGCAGGACCGGGAGCCCUACGCGUUCUGGAAGGGGAACCCGUACGUGUCGGAGGCGCGCCGCGACCUCUUCCGGUGCAACAACGACUCCGCCGCCGGCAAGGAGUGGAACGCGCGGCUGUUCAAGCAGGACUGGGACGCCGCUAUCCGGAACGGGUUCAAGGACUCCAACCUGGCGAAGCAGUGCCGGUACAGGUACAUGAUCUACGUGCAGGGCCGGUCGUGGUCGGUGAGCGAGAAGUACAUCCUCGCCUGCGACUCGCCUAUGCUGGCCAUCGACACGCCGUUCAGGGACUUCUUCUCCCGAGGGCUCGUCGCCGGCAAGCACUACUGGCCCAUCGACCCCGCCAACAAGUGCCGCGCCGUCAAGUUCGCCGUCGACUGGGGGAACUCGCACCCGGCGCAGGCGAGGCGGAUCGGCCAGGAGGGAAGCGGGUUCGCCAGGGAGGAGAUGAGCAUUGACUACGUGUACGACUACAUGCUGCACGUGCUCAAGCAGUACGCCGCCCUGCUCCGGUAUACGCCCACCGUGCCGGAGAAGGCCGUGGAGCUCUGCCCCGAGUCCAUGGCAUGCCCCGCCCAAGGUCGGGACAGGGAGUUUAUGAUGCAGUCCAGGGAGAGGUACGUCGCCACCUAUGAGCCCUGCACGUUGCCGCCGCCGUUCACGGCCGAGGAGGUCACGAGGAUGGCCGCCAGAGAAGAGGAUGUGCGAAGGAAAGUAGCCAAGAUGGAGGGGAGGUAGAAGCUCAAGCUAAAUAUUAGGUUCACUUUUAGUGGCUCACAUUAGAUUUCACAUUUUUAUAUAAAUUUUAAAGUCCAAAAUGUGGCAGUACAUGUGAGUUUGAGCCCAAGUUAGUGGCAGCUCACUAGGGAGUGAAAAGAGGUGGGAAGUUUAGUCUCACAUUGAAAGUUAUGAAGA
Lolium rigidum is the source of this 1833-nucleotide messenger RNA. Its product is annotated as protein O-glucosyltransferase 1-like. The transcript has 2 exons. The record is from RefSeq and is a predicted model, not a curated record. NCBI's taxonomy places the organism in Eukaryota, Viridiplantae, Streptophyta, Magnoliopsida, Poales, Poaceae. The coding region runs from base 1 to 1656 and encodes 551 amino acids.